Molecule: messenger RNA, 927 nt
Organism: Paramuricea clavata
Lineage: Eukaryota; Metazoa; Cnidaria; Anthozoa; Malacalcyonacea; Plexauridae
Source: the annotation of a GenBank genome assembly
AUGGUUACGACGUGCCCAACUUGUUGUAAGCAUCGACAAAACCACGCAGAGCCUAUGAUAGCGUCUCCACUCCCAGAACGACCCUGGCAAAAGAUUGCCACAGAUCUUUUCCAUCAUAAUGGGAAAGACUAUGUCAUCGCUGUCGAUUAUUACUCCCGAUACUUCGAAGUUGCUCCACUCAAGAUUACCACUUCAGAGAACGUCGUGAACCACUUGAAAUCGUUUUUCUGUCGUCAUGGUAUCCCAGAAAUUGUUAUGUCGGAUAAUGGGCCGCAAUUUUCUGCAGCUACCUUUUCCAAAUUUGCGGACGAAUGGGGGUUUACUCAUUUAAAAAGCAGUCCCUAUUACCCUCAAAGUAAUGGAGAGGCAGAGAGGGCAGUAAAGACCGCAAAGAGUCUAUUUGUCAAAUCUGAAGAUCCAUAUUUGGCUCUACUGUCCUACAGAACAACACCACUACAGAAUGGACACACUCCAGCAGAGUUACUGAUGGGAUGCAAAUUACGUUCUACUUUGCCUUUAUCUCCAGAAAAGCUGAAACCUAUGUUAUUAGACACGGAACAAUUAAGAAAGAACAAACAGACAUACAAACGUCAACAAACACAAGGUUACAACAAGCGACAUAGAGCGGCAUGUUUGUCUGACCUGAGUCCUGGAGAAACAGUUUGGUUGCCAGAAAUGAGUUCUCCAGCAGUUGUUGUUUCCAAGUCACCCAAACCAAGAUCAUAUAUUGUGCAAACGGAAAAAGGCACGGUGAGAAGAAAUAGACGACAAGUAGUACCCAGUCCAAAGGAACCAGUUAUGAGAGAAUCACAACCUACGAACGAGAGUACGAGUGAGAACAUUUCAUGUCCCAACAGUAUGUCCGACAAUGUCGUGAGAACUCGUUCAGGACGUGUUGUUGUACCGCCUAAUAGACUCAAUUUGUGA